This is a messenger RNA of Rotaria sordida, 2844 nucleotides long. NCBI's taxonomy places the organism in Eukaryota, Metazoa, Rotifera, Eurotatoria, Philodinida, Philodinidae. The record is from the annotation of a GenBank genome assembly.
AUGGCUUAUCAAAUCAAUGACACAACCGAAACAAAUAACAUCUCAUCUGAUGACGAAUUAGAAAAAGAAAGGCAUUAUUGGACAACUGAAUUUCCAUACAAGGACAAUAGUAUCAACGAAAAUGAUUGGUCUUCAUCUGAUGAUAGUGAUAAUGAUAAUGAUAAUGAUGACAAAGAAAUAACUUACCAUCAUAAAGAAACAUCAAGUGACAAGAAUAUUGAUUGGAGUGAUAGCUCUUAUCUCACUCAUGAUGACCGUUUACAAUCUAUGACUCGAUUCGAACGUCGACAAGCAUGUUAUUACCAAAACAAGCUUCAACAAAUUCGACAACAAUUAAGAAAUGAAAAUCUUAUUUUACGACCAAUUUAUAAAGAUAUUGGAUAUUAUGUGGAACUCAGUCGUUCAUAUCCGACUGCUAGUCAAAAUCGUUUAGCUAAAAUUGUUGAACGAGUUGAAACAACAUUGAACAAUUUAUUAUAUUCCAAAUCUAUUACUGAAGCACAACAUAUGACUAUGAAAAUCGAUCGAUCUACAGUACGAAUGCAUUAUUUAAACUUCGUAUCAGACACACACAAAGAAGGAGUUCCAGUUCAACCAAUCAUGGUAUGUAAUAAUGGACCAACUAUAGGUAUUAGUCGUUAUCUUGGUCGUCUUCUUGGAUUACUUUUCAAUGAUGCAACUUAUUGUAAAAAAAUUCACAAAGCUUAUAAUAUUAUACAUGCUAUGGAAUUCUAUCAGAAAAGUGGUCAACUUCGACCAACUACCUUAUUUGCUUCAUUUAAUAUUAAUGAUUUAUGUUUAAAUUUUUCACAUCAACAAGUUAUGAAUGCUUUAGAAUAUUUCUUCAAUUCUUACAUCACAUCAGAUCAUUUAAUUCAAGGUAUGACAAUUAGUACAAUUCUUCAACUUGUUCGUCUCGUACUCGAUGAACAAUAUUUUAUUUACAAUUAUAAAUUAUAUCGACAAACUGCUGGUGGUGCUUCUGGUUCAUCAUUAACUAUUCCAUUAGCCUAUAUCUAUUUAUUUUAUUGGCAACAAGAUUUAUUACAAGAUCUUAUUAAUAAGAAUGAACUUUUUUUCAGAUAUCGAGAUGAAGCAUUUAUUACAUGGAACAGAUCUGAAGAUGAACUUCGUACAUUACUAACUAUGGCUAAUUCACAGUUUUCACAACCUAUAUGGAAUAUUACUGAUAUUGGAGCAACUAUUCAUUUUCGUGAUAUUCUAAUAACUAAUAAUAAUGGACUUCUUCAAACAAGUGUUUAUCAUGAACAAACAUUCGAGCACAGUCUGUUACCACCAUCAUUUCGGGAUAUUCUUCAACCAGCAAUCAAAGAAGAUACAUGGAAAUGGUUACAAGCAGCUAUCUUAAAAGCCAUCCGAUACUGUUCCGAUGGCAAUAUUUACUAUGAAGAAAAGAAUGAAAUCAACUGGCAACUUAAACAACAUCAAUUACCUGCUAUUAUCUUCAAUGAAGCCUAUCAAGAAAUUCUGGAAGAUUUUGUUCACCUUUUUUUACGUCAACUCACAGAUAUUUGUCCUGCUGCACUCACAAUGAACAACAACCAAAUGAAUGAUGAUAACGAAAAGCCUCUUCCUGGCACGUUGAUCGAUCCGAACACUUGCGAUCAUCACCAUCACACAUCGCAUCAUAAUCGACAUCCACUAAGCCAUUUUGUACCUACAUUAGUCGAACUUCACAUCCAUCUCGAUGGUUCCUUUCGACAUUCGACCUUGUUCGAGUUGGCUGAAAAGAAAGAUAUUCCACUUCCAAGAGGGAUGAAAAGAACAAUUGAAGAUUUCAUACCAUAUGUUUGCGUUCAAUCGGAUUGCAAAUCGCUCGCCGACUUCCUCGGAAAAUUUCCUUUUUUUAUUUCUAUCGUCGCCGGUGAUGCUGACGCUUUGGAACGUGUUGCUUAUGAGUUUGUCGAAGAUCAAGCAGUGCAAGGUGUACUCUACACUGAAGCUCGCUAUAGUCCUCAUUUUUUGACAGCCAACAUCCUGACGCCUGAACAGGUUAUCGAAGCAAUCAAUUGUGGGUUGGAACGCGGCAAAAAGGAAUUCCAUGUCGACGUUCGUACGCUACUGUGUUGCAUACGUCCACAUCCUGAAUGGUCAAUGGAAAUUGUAGAACUUGCACACAAAUAUCGAUCAGCGGGUGUAGUCGGUAUAGAUCUAGCUGCUGGCGAUGAGUAUGAACAUUCCGUUGCUCCUCAUGUGACUGCUUUUCAGCGUGCUACUGAACUCGGCAUACAUCGUACUGUGCAUGCUGGUGAGUCAGGUUCGGCCGAUUCUGUUCGUCAAGCAAUUGAACAAUGUCAUGCUGAACGAAUCGGGCAUGGUUAUGCCAUUAUUGAUGAUCCAUCCGUAUAUGAACUCAUUCAUAGCAGAGAUAUCCAUCUUGAAUGUUGUUUAACAUCAUCAUUACAAACGAAUGCUGUCGGCAAAUAUGCACCGAAAGAUUGUGAUAUACAAGAAAAACAUUUGAUGUUGAAUGGUCAAGAAACGAAUACCAAACUUCACUUACAUAUGAAAUCGAAAAAAGAAGUAUGGCAUCCUCUUCAUCAUUUUGCUCGAGAUCAUCUCAAUUUUUCAUUAUCGUGCGAUGAUCCAUCUGUAUCACAGAUUACCAUUGAACAUGAAUAUAAACAUGCAUUAGUCGAUCUCAAAUUAUCACCAGCGCAGCUCACUCAAUGUGUAUUCAAUGCAGCACGAUCAUCGUUUUUGCCUGAAAAAGAAAAGGAUGAAUUAAUGAACAGAUUGUUAGUUAAUUAUAUUCCAAAAGAUGUUCUCAAACGUUACACGAUCGACAAGAAACUAGACGUAUCGUUACUUUUCGAUGCUUAA